Molecule: messenger RNA, 5097 nt
Organism: Lepus europaeus (European hare)
Lineage: Eukaryota; Metazoa; Chordata; Mammalia; Lagomorpha; Leporidae
Gene: EEF1E1
Product: eukaryotic translation elongation factor 1 epsilon 1
Exons: 4
Coding region: 35-559 (174 amino acids)
Biological process (GO): positive regulation of DNA damage response, signal transduction by p53 class mediator
Cellular component (GO): nucleus; cytoplasm; aminoacyl-tRNA synthetase multienzyme complex
Source: RefSeq, a predicted model, not a curated record
CAGGUCCCGCCCCGCCAGACGCUGGGGCCAGAAGAUGGCGGCGGCCGCGGAGCUGACGCUGCUGGAGAAAUCCCUGGGGCUGAGUAAGGGGAACAAAUACAGCGCUCAGGGUGAGCGACAGAUUCCAGUUCUUCAAACAAACAAUGGCCCCAGUCUAACAGGACUGACUACUAUAGCAACUCAUCUAGUCAAGCAGGCCAACAAAGAGUAUUUGCUGGGGAGGACCGCAGAAGAGAAAGCCGUAGUUCAGCAGUGGUUGGAGUACAGGGUCACUCGAGUCGACGGACAGUCCACCAAAGAGGAUCUCCGCACCCUGCUGAAGGAUCUCAAUUCGUAUCUUGAAGAUAAAGUCUACCUUACAGGACACAACUUUACCUUAGCAGAUAUCCUCCUCUACUAUGGACUCCAUCGCUUUAUAGUUGACCUGACAGUUCAAGAAAAGGAGAAAUAUCUUAACGUGUCUCGCUGGUUUUGUCACAUCCAGCAUCAUCCAGGCAUCAGGCAACAUCUGUCUAGUGUUGUCUUCAUCAAGAACAGACUCUAUACUAAUUCCCACUAGAAGCUGCCCCUGUCCAGAAGAGCGAUCCCAAGUGUUGUAAACGCAAGGUCUGUCCUGGACUGUGAAUUGGAGGACUCGUGAAUUGAUGUUGCAGUCUUUCUUUGUUUGCUGAAGUUGAUGCAGGUUUCAAGUCUAUUCUGGUGUCUUAACGUUUUAUUCCUUCUUUAGUUUGACAUUUUGCAAUUUUUUUAUGUAAAAAUUCAACUGCUAUCCAAGAAAGUUGAGAUCAAGUUAUAAAUAACCUUGUUUUCAUAGGUGCAAUUUAUUUUAAUAAAAGCUCCAAAUCAAUGGUUUAACCUUAAAAAAGAAUAGACAGUCCUUACCGUGGUUGACGUAUCUGGCUAUCAAUUAACCUCUCAUGUCCAAAAGUUCCUUUUGCCCUUAUGAUAUUUAUAGUCAUUUGUUUGUUGAGAACGAUAAAUGGUGCCAAGAAGACAGAAAGGGGAGACCGGUGGAUUUGUAUUUAGAUAUUUAUGUGAGCUAGUAAACGUGAUUGAAAAAAAAUUUGUUUCUUUCUUUCCUGUGGUGUCUUUCUUCCCAGUAUUCAUUGGGGUGAAGCCAACUGCUGAACUGUCCUAGAAGACACUGGAUUAAGGCACAUUCCCCUUGGGAGAAUGAUUCUUCUUCCUUGUUGGUUUAUUGGCAUGUGCCAGAGGAGAUGGGAAAGUCCCGGGAUCCCACAAGUUUUGGGUUUAUAAUGAUGAGAUCUUUCUAAGCUGAAAGCCGACUUUUAGAGGAUGGCGGCUGCCUGGGCACUGUGCGAAGAGACAGUUUGUUGUAGAGCCCUUCCUGACUCGGCAGACUCGUCGCCAGUGCUCCAGAGCUCCAGAGCUCACCUAGCCAAAUCUUAAGGGAAAUGGAGCCUUUGAGCGCUGGACUGGUUCAUGCUGCUUAAUGUUUCGGUGCUGUUGCCCAGUCUAACCAGUAUACGGCUCAAAGUCCAAGCAGACGAGCAGUUACUAAGAAGAUACACAGCACUUUGAGUCCUGUUUAAUCACUUACUAGCCAAGCAGUGUACCCUGUUCUUAAUGUGAAAAAUAAAGUAACUGUAAAUUUGGAGCAUUAAAGAAGAAAAUAUGUGUGGAAAAAGCUUAACAUACGGCCAUGGCUGUCAGAAAAGGUUAAUUUCCUUUCUCUUCUCCAGGCAAAUCAGGAUUUUGUGUUUCUUUUUACAGGGUUGGGGAACCUUUCUUUCACCAAGGCCAUUUGGAUAUUUACAACAUUCACGGGCCAUACAAAGUUAGCAGCUUAACAAUGGGCUUGUUGUAGGUUUACUGAAUUUCCAGUCCUGCCUGCAGCUGCCUUGGCAGGGCCAGUCCAAAUGGCUUUGUGGAGCUUAUGUGGCCUGUAGGCCACAGUUCCCACCCCUGGCUUAGGAGGACAUGAAGAUUCUGAGUUCCCCACUUUGCCCUUCUUGUUACUGAGUCAAGAGAGUGGCUAGGGCCUGACAGUUACGAUGCCAGUUGGAAUGCCUGUAUCCCAUAUCGGAGUGCCUCGAUUUGAGUCCUGGCUCUGUAUCCUAUUCCAGUUUCCUACUAAUGCACACCCUGAGAGACAAUGGCUUAAGUAGUUAGGCCCCUGCCACUCGCAUGGGAGACCCAGACGGAGUUCCUAGCUGCUGGCCUCGCCCUGACUUGGCGGCAGUUAGGACUGAGCCAGCGGAUAAGUGCUUGUUCUCAUUCGCGCACUUGCUUGCUUUCAUUCUUGCUCUCUUUCCCUCUCUGCCUCUCAAAUAAGCAAAAUAAUAAAUUUCUUUUUUAAAAAAAGUGUGUGGGUGUUACAUUAGAUGAGGACAGUUUUUAUGUGUACAUACCGGUCUUUAAAUUAGAAAUCAUAGACUUAAAUCUGCUCGCUCAGAGACUAGAGGACACAGGUGAAUCUUGGGAGUUGUCAUCAGGCCCACUCUCCCUUUCAGGCAAAUCACUGCCCGGCCGGGUCUGUGAGCCCACCAUAUGGUGUCGUGGCUUCAGAGUACCCCUCCACCAACACUGCCUUCUCCCUCUUGUCGGCAGGAGAGAAGCAGAGCAGGUAGGGUUGACAGGACAUGGGCCAUGUAGCCCUCCCAUCCCAGCUUUUGACAGAAUGAAGUGCACAGUGUUGGCAUAACAGGUGCUACUUGGUUCUACUGUGUGUCAGGACUUCCCCCCCACUAACUUAGAUCCUAAAAGAUGAGGGGAUGGAGGAAGAGAAAAACCUGGCUCCUACGGUAGCCAAGGGUUAGAUAAUGUCCAACAGCACUGCCCGAAAUGUCUUCUCCGUACCUGAUGGCCUCUUCUGUGUUCAACUUCACUGUGUGCUGAAGUCCAUCCUGACUGCUCAAGUCUGCUCCAACCCCUGAUUGUGGCAGAAGCCUCAUCAUGUUGUAAUUAACUUCUCUCUUCCACCAGACUUCUCAUUCCUUGAGAGCAGGGAAUUUUCCCUUAUGUAUCCAGUCCUCUCAAAACAAUGGGUGGCACACAGUAGGUGCUGAAUGCCUAUUCCGUCCUUAAGUUCAGUUUAUGGGCCAGUAUUGACGUCAGAGCUCUAGUCAGUCUGCUUGACGGACCGUUCUCCGAAACCUUACUAAGCUACAUCUGUCUUCACAUCUGGCUACCGCGGCUAGGAAAGAGGCCAAAAAUACAGUCCUUCCAUGGACACAGUGCCACCCAGAAUACAUGCUGUGCUCUUUCAGAAUGAGAAAAGGUGAUACUAGGUAGGUACCUGGCAUCUCUCAGAGAGUGGAUCUUAAACAGGGAAAUAGCUUUUGAAUGCCACAGGGUCAGUUGUAAAAGAAUUUAGUUAGUAAACUGUUGACAGUUCAUGAAUCACUUCACUGUUUUGGAAAAUGUUGUUUGAAAAGUAGUCAUCAAGGGUACACAGUGCCAUGAGACCAAAGAAAAGGGACAAAUCCAGGACCCAGAAUGAUUUAUGUACUGACCGAAGCAUGGUCUCCAGCAGCUGUAAGACAAUCCUGUGGAUCUCUAUGUCACAAAGCAGAAGAAAAAGGGUUUUAUAGACAAAAGUGGCCCUUAGCUACUGUGCCUGGACUUUCUCAAGAAAUAUUGACAUCCAGAGGGUGGGAUGGUUGUCUCAGGGCGUUAAUCCACUGCCUGGGUCAUCUGCAUCCCAUACCAGGGUGCCCGAGAUGGAGUCCUGCUCCUGCUUCCAGUCCAGCUUCAUGCUAAUGUACAUCCUGGGAGGCAGUGAUGGCUUAAGGACUUGGGUUCCUGCCACCCACGUUGAAGACAGAUUGAGUUCCUUGGGCUUUGAGCUGGCCCAUCCCUGGCAGUGGUAGGCAUUUGGGGAACAAACCAAUGGAUGGAAUCAAUUGCUCUCGCUCUCUCUCCUCUGCCUCUCAAAUAAAUAACAAUUUAACAAACAAUUUAACAUGGCCAGCAUUAGAUAGGGAUAUUCCAAUGUCUGGCCCAGAAGGACAAGCCCAUUAGGCUACCUUAUUGUUUCUCCCAAAGGGCUUAGGAUGACCUUCCGGCUAACCUAAAGGACUAGAUGACUGUUAAAUCCAAAGUGGUUGCAGUAAUGUCAUACUGAGUCCCUACAACUGACCACAAUUUUAUUUUCAUAAUUCAGAAACUACUUGCAGGACCCUGUGAUAUACAGAUUUAUCAUUAUGAAAAUCUAUUAAGGCUCCUUUAAAAAUAAAAACAGUAAUAGCUGCCAUUUAUUGAGUAUGUAGUAUAAAUCAGGCACCAGUCCAGGUGCUUUUAGUGAAUUUGCUCCUUUACAAUCCCUUUCUGCAGAUAAGAGAACAGAGAAAUUAAGGAGCUAGUCCAAGGUCACACACUGAUCCCAGUCAUCAAGGGGCUAGGAUGAAACCUGAGCAUCUGGCUCAAACUGAAAGUGUAAGCCACUUUACAGGUGUGCUCGUGAAAUUCUGAGUCGAUGGGUGAACUCAAUGUUUACCCACCUUAGGAGAAAGUAGCCUUGGGCAUUGGCUAAAAUACAUGCGAAUAUACUUCAGGGGCUGGCAUUGGGUUAACAGGUUAAGCCACUUCUGCAGCACCAGCAUCCCAUAUGCUGAUGGCCCAGGUCCCUGGGCCCCUGCCACCCCUGUGGGAGACCUGGAAGAGGCUCCUGACUUUGGCCUGGCCUAGCUCCAGCUGUUGCUGCCAUUUGGAGAGUGAAACAGCAGAUGGAAGAUCUGUCUCUCCAUCUCUAACGCUGCCUUUCAAAUAACUUUUUUUUUAAAUUAAGAAGCUGCCUUGUUUGAACCUGACUUAAUGCCUAUACCCAUCUUUAAAAAAAGAUUUAUUUAUUUGAAAGGCAGAAUUACAGAGAGGGGAGAGAGAGAGAGAGAGAGAGAGAGGUCUUCCAUCUGCUGAUUCGCUCCCCAGAUGGUCUUAAUGGCCAGAGCUGCACCAAUCUGAAGCCAGAAGCUUCUUCCAGGGUCUCCCACAUGGGUGCAGGGGCCCAAGGACUUGGGCCAUUUUCUACAGCUUUCCCAGACCGUAGCAGAGAGCUGGAUCAGAAAUGGAGCAGCCAGGACUUGAACCGGCACCCACAUGGGAUGCCAGCACCACAGGCAGUGGCUUUACCUGCUA